UGGGAGUUGAUCAGUUUCUAGCACAAACCAAUUUAGUAACUAGAAAUAUUAUUGUAUUAUGUUUUUUUGAUAAAGAUGAGAUAAAAAUGCUUCUUAAUCAAUAUAGCGAUCAAUAUAGUGUUAAUCUUGAUAUAAAUAAAAUUGCUGAAGACAUUUUCGAAUAUACCAAUGGCCACAAAGGCCUUGUUGGCACUUGUUGUAAAGCGAUUGAAACCGAA
Molecule: messenger RNA, 218 nt
Organism: Racocetra fulgida
Lineage: Eukaryota; Fungi; Glomeromycota; Glomeromycetes; Diversisporales; Gigasporaceae
Source: the annotation of a GenBank genome assembly